Adineta steineri is the source of this 843-nucleotide messenger RNA. NCBI's taxonomy places the organism in Eukaryota, Metazoa, Rotifera, Eurotatoria, Adinetida, Adinetidae. The record is from the annotation of a GenBank genome assembly.
AUGAAACGAGAAUAUUAUUCAUCGUCACCACCUUCACCUUCAUCACCUUUUUCAAAUUCUGAAAUCUCUGAUGAACUUGAACCUGCACCAAAACGACCACGUUUUUUUCUUUCUUCUCAAACACCACCACCUGAUAACGAUGAUGAAGAUAUUACAGAGGAAGAAGAAGAAACAAUUACUGACGAAUCUAUAAUUCUAUUACUGAAUACUACUGAAGACAGUCAAAGUGAAGAUAAUGAUAUUAUUGAAAUUGAACAACAAAAUGAUAAUACUAUAGUGGUUGUUUCGGAUUCUGAUAAUGAUGAUGAUGACGAUGACGAUGAUGAUCAAGGAAUUGAUAUAACUGGUGAUAGUCUUCCAUCAGUACCUUCUAUAAUUGAUGAUUCUAUAUCUUCACCUGAUAUUGUCGAUGUUGAAAUUGUUCAAGAAGAACUUACGUUAAUGGAUGAUGAAGAAGAAGAACAACAAAUUAAUAGUGAAGAUGAUUAUGAAUUUCUCGAAUUUCUUGCUAUGAUCGAUGAAAAUACUAAUGAUAAUAAUAACAAUAAUAAUAAUAAUGAUAAUAGUGAAUUAAUCGAUUUGACUGAAGAUGAGCCACUUUCUGUUCCUUCUUCGCCUAUUCCAUCUGGACGUAAAUUAUCUGUUGAUGUACAGCAAUGUCCAAUUUGUCUCGAAACACUUUCUCAUUUACAACGUACAGGUGUUUAUUUAAUAAUCACUCGAUGUCGUCAUGUUAUGUGUACAUUAUGUAGUCGUCAAUUAUUAGCUAUAUCAUCUCGAUGUCCUCUAUGUCGAGAGGACGUAAGCUCAACAACACUUAUGCCAUAUUGUAUUCUUACUUAA